Alternaria alternata is the source of this 903-nucleotide messenger RNA. RefSeq lists its product as hypothetical. The transcript has 3 exons. Bases 206 to 805 code for a protein of 199 amino acids. Lineage: Eukaryota; Fungi; Ascomycota; Dothideomycetes; Pleosporales; Pleosporaceae. The record is from RefSeq and is a predicted model, not a curated record.
UCGAUUUUCACAGGUUCCACACGUGAUCGACAGGCAUGAUACCAUGAUAGGUUAGCCCGUGUCUGCAAGCCAGUUCCGCCAGAUGCCAGCUUGUGGCAGCAUAGCAACGCUCGGUAGCUCCAGCCGCCCACCCAUAGCAGCGCUCUGUCCCCACGACUUGAUUAUGUUCCCUGAGCGCUUAUAGCCGCAGCCAAACGACCACACGAUGCGCAUACGGAAGCCGUUUGCUGGCGCUUUCGUAGCCCUGAUCUUCAUCAGCGCCGGCGCCGGGUUUUCCCCGCCCGACUACAAGAUCCCCUCGUACAAGCAAUCCGACAAAGCACUACAUUUUCUCGCCUUCUUCCUUCUCACACUAUGCUUCUACUGGAUACUAGAGACGAGUCGAAGGAAAGUCUUACAGCUCACCUUCACGGUGUGCACGAUUGGUCUGGGGAUUGCUAGUGAAGUUGUGCAAGGCUUGUUGCCUAUUCAUCGGGACUUCGAUUAUUACGACAUCGUAGCCAACGUCCUCGGUUCGCUCCUCGCUCUCGGCCUUUGUAAUUGGUACCACAAGCGCAUGCUCGAGCGAAAGAGAGCUGCACGCGGAUAUACAGCCGUUGCCGGGGACGAGGAACGAGACAUUGAGCUGGGUGAGAAUGUGGAGGGGCAGGAGUCCGGUGUCAUCCGAUCCACUGUUGACGAAGAACUUGAAACAUGGGACGAGAAUGCGGAAGACUGGGACACUACUGAACCGGAGCCCGUGAGUGGGAAAAAGAGUCUUGACGAUGGAGGUGAUUUGGGUGAGGGGAAGAAGCGAAAUGACUGAAAUGAUGACACUGUAUGACGUGCAUAAUGAAAGUUGCACUUGGGCUGGAGUAACGAAGCACUGGAUGUUGCAGUUCUUCACGUCUUAUAUCCCACGCU